CAAAUUUUGAAAUCCCAUCAUUCCCUGCAAAUCUACAGACCAAACUCAGUAACAAAGAACCAUGUCAUAGGAACUCAAAAGACAGACACACAAUUGUGAGAGUUUUGUAUGAGGCUAUGGCACAAUUCACACUGUAUCCCUGAAAUUCAGAGUAUGUACAGGUAGUAAAAAUGCUCAUCGUGAAAUAUCCUUUCCUGAAGGACAUUGAAGGAAAUGGUUAUCACACAUGGCACGCGUCAUUAAAAAAUAAGUUUAAAAUGGAGCGGGAGCCUUUGGUCCAAUGUGAUGAGGUUCAACAGUUCAAGAGGAAGUUUGGUCAUCAAAAUUCAAAGAAGUCCUGUAACUCUGCAUCUGGAACCACAAAGCGACAACACAUGGAACCAGUCACACUUACAGAAGAUGCAACAUCCAUUGAUGCUCACGUGAAGAUUCUAAAUAGCCAGUACCAAAAGAUGAUUCCUGAUCAUGCAGUAGUUCAAGAUCGCAUGCAACAAACAUUUGCAUGGCGUCAAAAAGAGAUUGCUGAAGGAAUGUCUGUGGAGGACAUUUUGACAAAGUAUCCCUUUUUAAGAACCACAAAUGGACUGGCUGAUGAGUUGGAGCGUAUCCAUCCAGAAGUGGGAAACUUAUCAAAGAAGUUUAAAGACGAGUUAAAAUUCAUCAGUGCAAAAGUACUUGAGCACACAAGAGGGAAGACUUCAAUCUUUGAUCACUACCAGGAUGCCAAAGAUGAAGCACUGACUGAAAAUGCACAAGAUAUCAAUCUACGAGCAACUGCCAUUUUCAUGCCAAUAUUUUUCAAAGAGAAGAUUGAUCAUUUCAUUACUCUUGGAGAGCAAGACCCAGUACAUCCAUAUCCUACUAUUCAGCUGCUGGAAGAAGACUGGAAAAAAGACAUUCACCAUCAGAGUCCCAAAUGUGGUUAAGUGGACAGCGUUGAGGUGUGC
This is a messenger RNA of Thalassophryne amazonica, 947 nucleotides long. Its product is annotated as sterile alpha motif domain-containing protein 3-like. The transcript is spliced from 7 exons. Lineage: Eukaryota; Metazoa; Chordata; Actinopteri; Batrachoidiformes; Batrachoididae. Bases 171 to 926 code for a protein of 251 amino acids. The record is from RefSeq and is a predicted model, not a curated record.